AGAGGGGUGGAGGACACUGAGUGGAGGCCAGUGGAGUGAUUGGCAGAGAGGGGUGGAGGACACUGAGUGGAGGCCAGUGGAGGGAUUGGCAGAGAGGGGUGGAGGACACUGAGUGGAGGCCAGUGGAGGCAUUGGCAGAGAGGGGUGGAGGACACUGAAUGGAGGCCAGUGGAGGGAUUGGCAGAGAGGGAUGUAGGACACGGAAUGGAGGCCAGUGGAGGGAUUGGCAGAGAGGGGUGGAGGAUUCUGAAUGGAGGCCAGUGGAGGGAUUGGCAGAGAGGGGUGGAGGACACCGAGUGGAGGCCAGUGGAGGGAUUGGCAGAGAGGGGUGGAGGACACUGAAUGGAAGCCAAUGGAGGGAUUGGCAAAGAGGGGUGGAGGACAUUACAAUAGUCAAGGUGAGAUAUAACAAGGGAGUGAAUGAGUUGCUUAGUGGAUUCCAGGGUUAGGAACGAGCGUAUCUUGGAGAUAUUGCGGAGGUUGGAGAUGUUGCGAAGGUUGGAGGUGUUGCGGAGGUUGGAGAUGUUGCGGAGGUUGGAGGUGU
Molecule: messenger RNA, 544 nt
Organism: Staurois parvus
Lineage: Eukaryota; Metazoa; Chordata; Amphibia; Anura; Ranidae
Source: the annotation of a GenBank genome assembly